CCAACAGCCAAACACUGAAGGCCCAUUUUUAUUCAAUGAAUUAACUGUUACCCCACAAGACCACAGCUUUCUCUUUCUUAGCAAACCCUUCCAUUUUCUUUGGCUCGAUAAAGCUGGGAAGUGUUUUCUGGCAGUUAAAACGAAAGAUUUCAAUCAAAAUUAAACACUAAAACUUUUCAAUAUGCCACUAUGAAUCAAUAUGAGAAUUUGAGUUGAGAGGAAAUGGGAGAACAGAUGGACUGGCGGAAAUUGUUUGGGAACUCUACAGAACAAACCCUUGAUUAUUUUCCCCCAAAGCAUCGCGACGGGAACCCGGUUGUUCUUCCCCCUCCAGAGGUCCUCGAUGCUGGAAUUUCUGAAUGGGAAUUAUCUCUGGUAGGACAAUUCCUGGGAGCAACACCCAAUUUCUCUUCUCUUCAACGAAUUGUCGUUACAUUGUGGAACAAAGCUUUACAAGGUUCACAAGUCAAGGUGAGUUCUGCUGGUAGUAAUCUCUUCAUUUUCUCUUUCAAUUCUGUUUCAGCUAGGGAUUGGGUGUUAGAGAACGGUCCAUGGCACACACAAAACAAACCAUUGAUACUUAGGAAAUGGGAGCCUAAUUUGAAAAAACUUAGUUUCAAUUUGGCUAGAAUUCCAGUUUGGGUGCACCUGUAUAACGUCGCUCUUGAAUUAUUUAACCGAGCUGGUCUUAGUUACAUAGCGAGCGCUAUAGGAGUACCCCUUUCUAUAGAUUCGAUUACAGCUUCGAAAUCCAGACUUGAAUAUGCAAAACUCUGUGUUGAAAUUGGGGUUAACGAAGUAAUUCCAAAUUAUAUCGAAGUUGUUCUGAAAGAUGGCCAUCCCACUUCGAUUCUAGUGGAAAUUCCGUGGCUUCCUCCAUCCUACAGGAAAUGUAAAGUCUUCGGCCACUCGGAAAAGGGAUGCUUGCAUAAACAAAAUCCUGCCUCAACAGCUCCCCAAGUUUGGAAAAAGAAGGAAGUUUAUAACUCAGAUUCUGGUUCCCCAUCAAUAGGAGGAGUUGAACUUCUUCAGGAAUCCCAGAAUUCUGAACCUAAGCUAUCUGAAAUUCAGAAUCAAAAUCCUCUGAAUACUGUUUUCGUUAUUGAUCCAGACCUCAAUGAGACCAAAACAGAUUCCAAAGCUCAAGAUGAUCUUAAAGAGCACACUGAAAUUCAACCUACAGCAAGUGUCUCUGAAGACUUAGUUGAUGAUGGAGAAAAACAUUUAAAAGACCUUAAUGAUUCAAUUGAGGAAGAAAAGUUAGUCACUCAAAAAACAACCCUUAAACGGGGAAGAGGAAAACCUAUUAAAGAAAAUUCAAAAGCUUCACUUGUAGGUUCAAAAAAUAGGUUUGAGGUUCUCACUACAGUUGAAGAAAAUUCACAAAGUGCAAAUCGACCUCCAAGGAAAGUUCGUACUGCUUCUUUGGGAGUGGCAGGCUUGGUAAAUGAGUUAAAAUCGAAGAAGAGAGAACACAUAGAUAAAGCUCACAGCAUUGUAGUUGAAGGUAAUGGGGGUACAGCCGGAUCAUCAUCUAAAUGAUACUUAGUUUUUGGAAUGUAAGAGGUCUUAAUAAACUUCUGAAACAAGAUAGAGUUGUUCAAAGAGCAUACCACUACAAAAUUGAUGUUUUGUGUUUACUGGAGACAAGGGCCAAAUUAGAUAAGUCAGAGAUUAUUUUCAAGACAAAGUUUGCAAAUUGGAAUGUUUGUACUAAUUACAAUCACGCUCUAAAUGGGAGAAGUUGGGUACUUUGGAGGAAAUGUAUCGAUCUUUCCAUCAUUCAUGUUACUGAUCAGAGUAUCACUGUUAAAGGAAACUACCUUGGGGCUCCUCUGUUCAUUUCGGCAAUUUAUGGAAGUAAUGAGGGAACAAUUCGAAUACAAUUAUGGAACCAACUUCGAGAUCUGGACAAUGUUGUUAAUCACUCCCCUUGGAUUUUAGGAGGGGACUUUAAUGCUUUUCUGCAUUCUGUUGAAAGCUCGGACCAUGAGAUUUUAGGCCACUAUCUUACUUCUGAUAUGAAAGAUUUCCAAGGCUUCAUCCACGAGCUGGACCUUCAAGACCACCCUUAUUUCGGUCCUUCCUUCACUUGGAAUAACAAACAGAAAGAAUCCUUUCUGGCACGAAAAUUAGAUAGGGUUCUGAUC
Molecule: messenger RNA, 2150 nt
Organism: Hibiscus syriacus
Lineage: Eukaryota; Viridiplantae; Streptophyta; Magnoliopsida; Malvales; Malvaceae
Exons: 2
Coding region: 223-1542 (439 amino acids)
Source: RefSeq, a predicted model, not a curated record